CUGUGCUUGGGGUGUUAGUUUACUUUCAAGUUGCGUAGAAGCCGUACCGUAAAGUUGGUGGCAGGUCGAGUGUAGAGCAGGAUGACAGAAGUACAGGGAACUGACAUCCCAUCGUGGAUGACCAAGGAGUAUUUUGUAGAUGCCGUAGCCCAAAAGCUCGAGCUGAAUGAAAGCGAUUUCGAAAUCAAUUCACUACACGUGAAACUUGCCACCGAAUCCGGGGAUAAUUUCGCCUCAAAGCUGUAUCGAGUGACGAUAGACGUCAGCACCACAAAUGGUUCUUCUAGAAAGGUGCCGUUGAUCGUGAAAGCCCUACCAUCUGCCGGGCUUACGGAGGAAAUGAUUCAGAUGAUGAAUGUGUUCCCGAAGGAAACUGAAAUGUACACAAAACUUUUACCGAAAUUUGAAGAUUUGUAUCGAGAGAAAGGAGUUAACAUUCGUUUUGGUCCAAAGUGUUUGAAAAGUAGUACUAAACCAACGGAUGUAUUGGUGUUGGAGGAUCUUAGUGAGGGACAAUUCAGAAUGGCCAAUCGAAGAGAGGGACUGGAUCGAUCUCACGUUGACAUAUUUUUGAAAAGAUUGGCCCAGUUACAUGCAGCUUCCGUGGUGUACCACGAGCAGCAUGGAGCUUAUAGUAACCAAUUCAAGGAGGGCAUGUACGCUGAACGGUCAGUGGCGAUGUUUGAAGCGUAUGCGAAGACUCAUAUGGAGUCGGUGACGAAAAUAAUUCGAAAAACAUGGCCGGAUGGGGAAUUCUAUGCUGACGUCAUGAAUGAUUUUGGUAUGUCCAUGUUCUACGAGAUGAUCAGAAUCACGAAGGCCGAUGCAAAUGGAUUCAACGUGCUCAACCAUGGCGAUGCCUGGUGCAAUAAUUUUAUGUUUCAGUACGGUGCGGACAAUGAUAUCGAAGAGAUAGCGUUGGUCGACUUCCAAAUGUGCGUAUGGUCGUCACCCGUCAUCGAUUUGCACUACUUCAUCUUUACCUCCCUUAAUCCAGCCAUCCGGAUACCUCAAUUGGACAACAUAAUUAGUUUCUACCACCGCAACUUGAUCGACAGCCUGAAGCUUCUUGGCUACUCCAAAAAACCUCCGACUCUCAAGGAUCUCAACUUGGACUUUGUCGAUCGAAUGCUGUAUGGAUUUUCAUCUUCCUUCUCGGUGCUACCGAUAUGUCUAAUGGAGAAGACUGAAGACGCAUCCAUUGAUACGAUGAUGUCCGACGGUGAAGCAGGUCAUAGUUUCCGGGAAAAGAUGUACGCUAAUCCAGCGCUGCUCAAACAAAUGGAAGUACUGUUACCGUUUUUCUACGAUUAUGGAGUAUUCGAUUUACGGAACAGUGGGUAUCAGUAUCCUAGUGGAGUGUCGAGUGAUUUCCUCACGUUGCCCGGAUGGAUGAGAAAAGAGUUCUUCAACGAAGUUGUGGAGAAAAAGCUCAGUGUCGAACGUGAUCAGUAUUGUAUUGAACGUAUUUGGGUAGAAAUUGCCACCCAGAAAGGUGAAAAUUAUGGUUCAAUUAUGUAUCGGGCAAAAUUGGACGUUGAUAAUAAGAUGACUAAGUCGCUGAACAAGUUCUCCGUUAUCGUAAAGACCCGUCCAACUGGAUUGGCGGCAGACUUCAGUAGCAAGUUGGAUCCCUUUUCCAAGGAAAUAGAAAUGUUCACGAAGAUUAUUCCAGCAUUCGAGGAACUGUAUAGAGAGAAAGAUUUGAAGGUUGAAAUUGGUCCUCGCUGUUUGAAAGUAUGUCGAAGAUUUCCCAGCGAUAUUAUCGUAAUGGAAGAUCUAUGUAGUGAACGUUAUAGACUUGGCAAGAAGCAGGAAGGUACUGAUCAAGAGCACGUUGAAUCGAUUAUGGAAAAGCUCGCAGAGUUUCAUGCUGCUUCGGCUGUUUACCAUGAACGGAACGGAAAUUACUCAGACUCUUUCAAAGAAGGUCUGUAUAAUAAGAGUAACCUACCUGUGAUGGAUUAUAUGUUUAGGCCAGCCUAUGAGGCAGGAUUGGAAGCGUUAAAAACAUUCCCAUUUGCAGCAGACUACAUUGAUGACCUGGAAAAACUUCGACCGGUGAUAUUCAGUAGAACGCUCGAAAACACAAUGGUCGACCCGAACGGAUUCAAUGUGCUAAACCACGGUGAUUUUUGGAUAAACAACGUGAUGUUCCAGUACGAUAGUGAGGAUCAAUUGAAGAAUUCUACACUUCUAGACUUCCAAAUGUGCUUCUACGGAUCUCCCGUUUUGGAUUUGAACUACUUCCUGUACACGUCGGUUAACUUAGAUAUCAGACUUUCCAAGCAAGCAUAUUUCAUUCGACAUUAUCACGAGAAACUCGUUGCUAGUCUAACAUUGCUAGGUUACAACAAAGGACUGCCUACUUUGAUGCAACUACAGUUUGAUUUUAAUGAUAGAAUGGUCUACGGUUCAUCGAACAUUUUCGGAAUAAUGGCUCUGAUGUACCUCGAUCCAUCAGAUGACAUCAGUAUGGAGUUGCUUCAGCAGGAUAGCGACGCUGGGAGAGAGUUCCGAAGACGCAUGUACACCAACGCGCGGUAUGUGAAGGCAAUUGAAUGUUUGCUGCCAUACUUUGCCGAAAGAGGCGCUUUCAAGGCAGAAGCGGAAGUGUGUCGUUUUGUUAAUAAAAAGGUCUAAUCAUUCCUGUGGCUGUUAGUUUUUAACAGAGUUCAUUUUGUGUAUCACAGAACUGAUUAAAAUUUGACAAA
Messenger RNA from Ochlerotatus camptorhynchus, 2714 nucleotides. RefSeq lists its product as uncharacterized. The transcript has 4 exons. The record is from RefSeq and is a predicted model, not a curated record. Bases 82 to 2643 code for a protein of 853 amino acids. NCBI's taxonomy places the organism in Eukaryota, Metazoa, Arthropoda, Insecta, Diptera, Culicidae.